Chinchilla lanigera (long-tailed chinchilla) is the source of this 491-nucleotide messenger RNA. RefSeq names its product motilin (gene Mln). The coding region runs from base 1 to 351 and encodes 116 amino acids. Lineage: Eukaryota; Metazoa; Chordata; Mammalia; Rodentia; Chinchillidae. Gene Ontology annotation, cellular component: extracellular region. The record is from RefSeq and is a predicted model, not a curated record. Gene Ontology annotation, molecular function: motilin receptor binding; hormone activity. The transcript is spliced from 4 exons.
AUGGUGUCCACCAAGGCCGCGGCUGCCCUGCUGGUGGUGCACGCAGCCGCCAUGCUGGCCGCCCAGACGGAAGCCUUCGUUCCCAUCUUCACGUACAGCGAGCUUCGGAGGAUGCAGGAAAGGGAGCAGAGCAAAGGGCAAAAGAAAUCCUUGAGCGUACAGCAGAGGUCAGAGGACGCAGGUCCCCUAGAGCCCCAAGAGGUCACGGAGGAGGAAGAAAACAGGGUGAUGAAGCUGACUGCUCCUGUGGAAAUCGGCAUGGGGCUGCGCGCCAGGCAGCUGGAAAAGGACCAGGCCGUCCUGGCAGCACUGCUGAGUGAGCUGCUGCCGCCGGCCCAGCCUGCCCGGUGACAGCUGCUCCAGCGAGGACCGAGGGGGCGCCCGCCCUCCUGAGUGCGGCCGGCCAGGCGGACAGACAGCCGCAGCGCUCGAGAGGAGGGCUCUCUCCAAGGCAGAUUCCUCUCCAGCAAAUAAAGCAUGAAGUUCACAGA